UCAGAAAAAAUGGCGAUUUCCUAAGAAGACAGACGCUUUACCUUUACACAACACAGACAAAAUUUUAACACUAAAAUACUGUUCUACCGCAAUUAAACAAAAUAUGCGCGCUGAACUUGGACCAAACACUUGCCGCGUGUGCUUAGAGCCUAGUCAGCGCUUACAACGGAUUGAUGAAUCUCGCGAGGAGGGUGAGGAGACCCCUAAUGAAAUGCUUAUACAGCUGCUGGGCAUUUCAUUCAGUAAGCUAAAUGGCAAAGAGCAGAUUCCUGAUGGAAUUUGCAAGCCUUGCAAGGUGGAGCUCAACAUGGCUUUCCAGUUUCGCGAGAAGGCACUGCGCAAGCAAGCCGAAAUCGAAGAAUAUUGUCGUGAGCUGGGCCUCUUGGACGAAGCCGAAGAUUACAUUGUCAAGGAAGAGUUUGGGGCACAACAUCACCCACAAGUUGAAGAUGACGAAAUGAAUGAUUUUGUGAUGAACGAUAACCAAAGUCCGGGCGAGGCUGAUGUUGAUGAUAAUGUUCAGAGCGAUGAAUUCUUAGAAGUCGAUGGCUCCCAUGAGCAGCAGGAAGUCAUAACGGAUGACAUUGAGUAUUUGGAGGACAACUAUACCAUAGAAAUGAAUCCCGAGCACGACGAAGUGGUACUUGAAACUAAAUAUGAUGACACGGUAACACAUAGUGACAUUAAAAUGAGGCGUGGUCGCACACGUCUUGGCAUGAAUAUAGUAAAGUCCGAGCAUGAAGAAUUACAGCAUUCGUAUGGCAUAUCAGCUGGAUUAGUUGAUAUAAAACCUAGACGUGGAAGGGCCCGGCCAGGCCUCAAUUCGCUGCGCACUUCGGAUGGCACGGAAAAGGGCGGCUACGUCUGCGAUGUUUGUGGAAAUUUCUAUGAGAAGCGCGGUCGCAUGAUGGAGCAUCGUCGACGUCACGACGCUGUUUGUCAAUACCAGUGCGAACUGUGCGAUGCCAAGUUCCAGGUCCGCGAACAGCUGCGCAAACACAUGUACUCCCACACAGGUAGCAAACCAUUCAAGUGCAGUUUCUGCAGUCGUCAGUUCUUCUACGAGAGCGUGCUAAAAUCUCACGAAAACGUGCAUCGCGGCAUCAAGCCAUAUGUGUGCAAGGUAUGCGACAAGGCUUUUGCCUACGCACAUUCUCUGACUAAGCACGAGCUGAUACACUCGGACAUCAAGCUGUACCGCUGCGAUUACUGCCAAAAGGAUUUCCGCCUGCUUCAUCACAUGCGCCAGCACGAGGAGACCAAAUGUCAUCAGAAUGCAGUUAUGCUAGCCGAAACAUUAAAGUAUGAUCGUGAGGAGCAGGACGUCGAGCUGCUGGCUGUGGACGAGCUAAAGGAUGUAAAGCUGCGACUAUCGCAGCAACAUUUGCUUUCUUAGAUACAUUUGCAUUAUUAACAAUGGACACCACAGCGUAUUGGAGGUCUGUGUUUUAUUUUUAAGUAGGUUCUAAAUUUAAUCCCAUAUUAAAAUGAUUU
Molecule: messenger RNA, 1494 nt
Organism: Drosophila novamexicana
Lineage: Eukaryota; Metazoa; Arthropoda; Insecta; Diptera; Drosophilidae
Product: zinc finger protein 287
Exons: 4
Coding region: 104-1396 (430 amino acids)
Cellular component (GO): nucleus
Molecular function (GO): zinc ion binding
Source: RefSeq, a predicted model, not a curated record